GCGCGGGGGCGGAGGGGCGGGCUCGGAGGCAGCGGCUGCCCCUCCUCGGGCCUGCGGCUCCCUGCGUCCCCGCGGAACGGCCGGAAGUAAAGAAUGCUGAUGGAAGAACCAUUUUCUUAAUUUUCAAAUUGUUGAGCUGGUUGCCGUGAUGGAUGAUCAGCAAGCUUUGAACUCAAUCAUGCAAGAUUUGGCUGUUCUUCAUAAAGCCAGUCGACCAGCAUUAUCUUUACAGGAAACCAGAAAAACAAAAGCUUCAUCACCAAAAAAGCAGAAUGAUGUUCGAGUCAAAUUUGAACAUAGAGGGGAAAAAAGAAUCCUUCAAUUCCCCAGACCAGUUAAACUGGAAGAUCUGAGAUCUAAGGCUAAAAUUGCCUUUGGACAGUCUAUGGAUCUCCAUUAUACCAAUAAUGAGUUGGUAAUUCCAUUAACUACCCAAGAUGACUUGGACAAAGCUGUGGAACUGCUGGAUCGUAGUAUUCAUAUGAAGAGCCUCAAGAUAUUACUUGUAAUAAACGGAAGUGCACAGGCUACUAAUUUAGAACCAUUGCCAUCACUAGAAGAUUUAGAUAACACAGUAUUUGGAGCAGAGAGGAAAAAGCGACUUUCUAUAAUAGGUCCCACUAGUAGAGAUAGAAGCUCCCCACCCCCAGGAUACAUUCCAGAUGAAUUACACCAGGUUGCCCGGAAUGGGUCAUUCACCAGUAUCAACAGUGAAGGAGAGUUCAUUCCAGAGAGUAUGGACCAAAUGCUGGACCCAUUGUCUUUAAGCAGUCCUGAAAAUUCUGGCUCAGGAAGUUGUCCAUCACUUGAUAGUCCUUUGGAUGGAGAGAGCUAUCCAAAAUCACGAAUGCCUAGGGCACAGAGCUACCCAGAUAAUCAUCAGGAAUUUUCAGACUAUGAUAACCCUAUCUUUGAGAAAUUUGGAAAAGGAGGAACAUACCCAAGAAGGUAUCAUGUUUCAUAUCACCAUCAAGAUUAUAAUGAUGGUCGUAAAACUUUUCCAAGAGCUAGAAGGACCCAGGGGACCAGCUUCCGGUCUCCUGUGAGUUUCAGUCCUACUGAUCACUCUUUAAGUACUAGCAGUGGAAGCAGUAUCUUUACCCCAGAGUAUGAUGAUAGUCGAAUAAGAAGAAGGGGAAGUGACAUAGACAAUCCUACUUUGACUGUAAUGGACAUCAGCCCACCCAGCCGCUCGCCUCGUGCUCCAACCAACUGGAGAUUGGGCAAACUGCUUGGCCAGGGAGCCUUUGGCAGGGUCUACCUCUGUUAUGAUGUUGAUACAGGGAGAGAAUUGGCAGUUAAACAAGUUCAGUUUGACCCUGAUAGCCCUGAGACCAGCAAGGAAGUAAAUGCACUUGAGUGUGAAAUUCAGUUGUUGAAAAAUUUGCUGCAUGAGCGAAUUGUUCAGUAUUAUGGCUGUUUGAGGGAUCCCCAGGAAAAAACACUUUCCAUAUUUAUGGAAUAUAUGCCAGGGGGUUCAAUUAAGGACCAAUUAAAAGCAUAUGGAGCUCUUACUGAGAAUGUGACUAGGAAAUAUACCCGUCAGAUUCUGGAGGGCGUACAUUAUUUGCACAGUAAUAUGAUUGUUCAUAGAGAUAUCAAAGGUGCAAAUAUUCUGCGAGAUUCAACAGGCAACGUCAAACUAGGAGAUUUUGGGGCCAGCAAAAGGCUUCAAACCAUCUGUCUUUCAGGGACAGGGAUGAAGUCUGUCACAGGCACACCAUACUGGAUGAGCCCCGAAGUAAUUAGUGGAGAAGGCUAUGGCAGAAAAGCAGACAUCUGGAGUGUGGGCUGUACUGUGGUGGAGAUGCUAACUGAAAAGCCUCCUUGGGCAGAAUUUGAAGCUAUGGCUGCCAUCUUUAAAAUUGCCACUCAGCCAACCAACCCAAAGCUGCCACCUCAUGUCUCAGACUAUACUCGAGAUUUCCUCAAACGGAUCUUUAUAGAGGCCAAACUGAGACCUUCAGCUGAUGAACUGUUAAGGCACAUGUUCGUGCAUUAUCACUAGCAGCCAGUAACCUCUCCUGUGCCUCUACCCAGCUCCCAUCAAUUCAUUCACCUUCUCUCUGACUGCACUUUUCUUUUUUAUAAAAAAAGAGAGAUGGGGAGAAAAAAGACAAGAGGGAAAGUAUUUCUCUUGAUUCUUGGUUUAAAUUGUUUAAUAAUAAUAGUAAUCUAAAUUUUUUAUAUUUAAUCUUUUUUUCCCUUACAAGAACUUGAAACUCCUUUUUUUUUUUUAAAUUUUUAAUAAUGUACUGAUGUGGUUCAGAGAGAUAAAGCACUUUAGUACAUAGUUGCUCUUUUUAGUACAAACAAAUCAUUUAGAAUACCUAAGGAUUAGAGAGUCUUUCCCCAUGUCACUGACAGAUUGGUGGUGAUGGGGAGACAUGGAAAACAAGGAGAAGAAAAUGAUGUAUGAUUUGUAGUUUUUAGUGAUUAGUAUUUAAAAUAGAUCCUCAUUUAUGGGGUUGAGCCCUAAACUUGAGUUUAGGGUAGGUACUCAACUUAAAGAAUAUAGGUUCCUUCUUAUAUCUGUAUUCUUUAGAUCCUAACCUUUGUCUACCAGGCUUUUUGCUCAGUAGGAGUCUUGAUAGAAAAUAUGAAUCUCUAAGAGGUAUGUUUAUUUGUUAAUCCUAACCAGUAUAAUAAGCAAAUACACUAUAAUAGAUCCAUGUUACUGGAAUCUGUAUACCUUGAGGGAUAGCUUUCAGCUUUAAAAAAAAAAAAAAAAAGAGAGAGAGAGAGAGAAAGAUACUAUAUUAGAGUAAAGCAGAUAUGAGAAGUCAGUGAGCAAAUCCAAAUUAAAAGGCAAAAAGAGAUUGGUGUGAUUCAGUGUGUGGGCAGAAGAAUCCACAUUUAACAGUUAAUAGAAAUAAUGAAAAGAAGAACUAAAUGUUUAGUGUAUUUUAAACUAUGGUCUUUACUGGAGGGAGAAAGUCCCAAGAUUAAGGGAAAAGAGAAAUCACCAAAUCAUGUAUCUUCCUAUUUCUAGCUCCAGAUUCCCCAUAGAUAACAUUCUUUGGGAACUAAGAAUUUAACUUGGGGCAUCCACAUGUUAAAGCUAGUCUCAUGAGAUAAAAAUCCUUGUUCUUGGGAUCACAGAAUACUAAAGCACCUCACAAAAUAAGCUACCGUGUAAAACAGUGGUUCUCAAAUGUUGGGUGGGAAUAAUUUUGCCUUGCAUUUGGCAGUGCCUGGAGAGUUUUUCAUGUCACAACUAGAAGGAUCAUAGUGGCAUUGGGUAGUCUGAGGCCAGGGAUGCUGCCAAAAAAAACUACACUAUACAAUACAGCAUCCCCAUCUGCUAACAAAGAAUUAUCCUGACCAAAAUGUCAAAAAGCGCUGAAGUUGAGAACCUGAUGUAAAGACCAGCCCCAGUUAUAAACUAAAAAUAGCCAUUUACAGAGUAGGUUCCUUGCAAAAAGUAUAUUUCAGAGAGAAAGAGAUGCAAUGCAGAAAAAGGGUUUUAUAAGAGCCGAUACCACUACUUCAAGUCAAGGGUGAACAAUUUCAACAAACAUCAAAUAGCAGUCCUUUCCUUUACCAGCUGUGUAUUAAAACCAGAUCAGUAACUUCCAUUGUAGAAACAAAAUGAAUUUAAACAUGGAACCUAUUAAACCCAGCCAUCUGUAUAUAUUCUUUCCUCAAAAGUCAGUUCAUAAUUGUGGGAAAAGAAAAGCAUAUCAAAACAAAGUAUUAACUACUUUAUAAGAAUGUUUAAAACUGCCAGGUAUUACUAGUAUAACAUACCCACCAAGAGCAAGGACAUCCAGUGGAAAGAAGCAUCUGGGAAACUCCCACUAUCUCUGAUGGACUUGUGCUACUGAAAAAUAUGAGUAAUAGCAGUAAUUUAGAUACUUGCAGUUUGUUUCAGCAUAUUAAAGCAAGUGCUAAGUACUUUAUUUUUAAAGGUUAGGAAAUAGUAGUCUUUCUGGAGACCCUAAAUGUGAAGCCUUUCGUGGGAUUCAUAAGGGACUCGAGUAUUUUAUUUUCUGCUAAAAGAUAUGCUCUUCUAGGGGCUGUUUUAAAAUACUUUGUUUAUGAAGUUGGGUAGAUCUUGGUUUCUUGGAUCAAGGUCCUAUCUGGCAUUUUCUCUAGGAAUAUUUGAAAUUCUACUAGCUAGUCUGAGAAAAAGUCAAAGCACAAAUACAGUUGUCAAGGCUUCUCCCAUACAUUUAUAAUUAAAGGAAGCAGCUUGCAAGGAAGAAUAUGAAUUAGUGGCCUCUUCCCCCUUGAAAAUCAACUGCCAAAUCUUGUGCUAUAAACGUAGUCCCCAAGGAUGUGGAUCUAUUAUAAUUUCUUUAGCUUUUAUGAGUGAAGGCAUCUCUUCUGCUUGAGCAAGAUUGUGGUAUCUGGACCAGUGGGCUUUUCCUUCAUUCCUUCGUCUUGUGUGGUUUUGAUUUCCUUGUAGCUCAUUUUUGGUUUGCCAGGGUAACUAGCAGUGCAGAAUAUGAGAGAAAUGCUCUUUAGAGAGAGAUCUUGGGGGGCUGUGAAGCCCAAGGCAAAAUUGUUUGCUUUUUUCUUCUCUAAAUGCUAUGGAAGAUAAAAUCACCUGAAAAGAAACUACUACUUUAACACUGCUGCAGAAGACCUUUGUUUCAUAAGAAAAAUAUGGAAAAGUAUUGUUCUUUAUGUAAAGACUUAAAAAUAGACUAAUAGUUUACAGAAUUAUUAUAUAAAAUGUGAUGUGAAUUUAUUUCAAACAAGUUAAAAAGGUACCAAAAAUGACAAUAAAAGUUAAUAUAUAUUAAACUACCAGAACAAAAAAGCUUAAGGUGGGAUGAGGUAUGAAAGACUAAAGGUAAAUUUUAGAAAAAAUUUUGAAAGGAAACCCAUUAGGGGCAGUUAAAUAUGACACUCCAGGUUUUUUUUUUCUAAUAAUGGUAUGGAUCAGAAAUGAAAUUUGAACUUUUAAAUAUGACUCUAAAUAUAUUUGUUUUUUAAAUGCAGAACUGAUUCUUCUAUACUGUAAUGUUUCUUUGCUGAGGUUGGAAAAUGGCCAGACUGCUGACUUUGUGCCUUUAAAAUGCAUUCUGCUUUGAUAGUGGCAGACUUUUUGGUGCUGGAGAAGAUUCACUAGCAGUCUUAUAUGUGCUUUUCAGGAAAUAUCUUUCUACUUAGGCCUUGAGAGAUUCAAAAUGGCAUGAAUUAGGCUUGGACCAAAUAUAAGAUCUUUUACAUUGCAAACAAACUGUAUUGAAUAAAAGGGUUGAAAAAUAACAUAAUGACUAAUGGAAAUUUUGAUGGUUGGUAAUUCUUUAAAAUGUACUUAAAAGUAUACAGACUUUGAAGUUUUCAGUAUGCCUAUCUUGAAAAUUUUUCAAUUUUUCUCUUUUACAAAACAUGUUUCUAACUUGAAAAUGAUUAAAGAUGAUUGCCUUAGAAAGUUCUCAAAGGCAGUCAACCUUACAUAAUUUAUAUAAGAGAUUGAAAUGUUAAUGCACAGUCUGAAAUGUAAAAGAAAAGUUAAAACUUAUUUCCGAGUAAGUUGAAUUGGCUUUCAGUUGAGAGAGCCUUUAUCUUAUUUCCAAUAGAAAGUACAGUAAAAAGGUGGAUUUUUUUUUUUUUUUUACAAGAGUUUUCUGCUACUAGAGCUCUUAUAUAUAUCAGGUCUGGUCUGUAGUACUUCUGAGAUGGUGUUGUAAGAUAUGUGAAGUCACUAAGAAAAAUAAAAUCUGGAUAGUUUAUAGGGACGACCAAGCUUGGGUGCAAAAGCCAAGAUACUUGUCAGAUGCAGACUCUUUGAACCACAGCAGAGCUCCGUGCCAGUGGUUUUGAGGUCUAGAGACCAGUAACUUGAUCCAGAAUACCUGGUGUCAGUUGAGUAUAGAAAUCUAUCAAUUUCUUUUAAAGAGAGUGAAUCUUUUUUACUUGCUUAUUCAAUAAUUGUGGCUUAUUAUGUCAGGUACUAGAUUAACUUAUCCUUAAGUAGGUCACGGUCUAGGAGGAAAUUAGGCAAACAAAUACACUUAUUUCAUGGUAUACCCUAACUCUGAAAGUUUAGCAGUGAUGUUUUUAAACAUCACUGUUUUUUAUGAAGUGAGAGGAAAGCAAUUUUGGGCAAUCAUUGGCUCUUGUAAACUAAAAUGCCAUUAACAGGGAAAAAGUAUCCCCAAAUUGGAGGGACCACAUAGGUCAGGUGGCCUCUGUCUCAGGACUUCCUCUAUAUAAAAAAGUCCAUCCCCUACUCAGUUCUAAUGGUGAGGGGCAUAUAUCCCAAAACAUGGGUUUUUUUCCUGCUUUUUCUUUUAAAGGGAAAACAGUUUUUAAAGUCUAAAUUUUUAAAUGUCCAAAACAUUUGAUAGAAGUUGUAUUCUGUCAACAGUGUUACAUAUGCUAGGAUCAGGACAAUUUCUUGAGCCCUUAUUGUUAUUUUAAGUUUGGUCUUUUUACAAAUGUAAUGCUCAUAUUUAUUUGAAUUUUAAGAUUGAUUAAGUGUUAAUGAAAAGCAAUUUAAUUGUUCAUUUUUGGUAGUGCCUUUUUCUCUGUAUGCCUUAAUUUUAUUUUAUAUCAAUAAUAUUUCAAGUUACCCACCACAGGAAGGUUUUUCCAAAAUCAGUAGGCUUCAAGAGUUCAUUUGGCCUUAGGACUCUGUGUUGGCCCAUAAACCUUUCUUAAUGCCUGCUUCCUCCUUCUACCUUUUUCUACCUCUUUUUAUUUUACAUAUAUAUAUUCUUCAUAUUUUACAUAUAUAUGUUCAAAGAGAAACAUUAGCAUUAGUCUGUAAUAGACACACUGCAGUCUCCACUAGACAUGAAUGCCUACAAUAAGGAUAGAAAGAGGUAUUCUAAUUCUAAGAGACGUAGAGAAUUGUUUUCCAGUUUGGUGACUUGACUGUCAAUCACAUUGGCACUGUCCAAAUUCUUUGUAUAUCAUGGUUCAGUUAUGAUUUUCAUAGCAGAGCUAGAAUGGUUAAUUUUGCCCUAAAGAGGUCAUUUAAAUGGUUUACAAUGUUAAGGCAAUGAAACUUAGGGCCAUGUGCAAGGAAUCCAGGGAUAGCAGUUCUGAUCCUUACUUUUAACUAACAUUUUGACUAAAGCUCUAGCUUACUUUUCUGUGAAAAGAGAAAGUGAGUGUGUGUGUGUGUGUGUGUGUGUGUGCGCGUGCGAGUGCGUGCAUGUGCGUGUGGGUGUGAGAGAGGGAGAGAGAGUGAGUUGGGGCAGGGGUGGGAAGGAAGGAAAAGUAUGAGUGUUCAAUUAGAUUAGUCUCUGUUACUAGAAGAACAACUGAAAUGUGUAUGACCUACUGAUGAUGGAUGAGUGUAAUCGUCUUCAGAUAGGAACGCCAGCACAUUUUCCACAAGUAGCUAGUACAAGUGAUUGUUUAAUAAAGGUAUUUAUUGUAAAUUGCCAAGCUCUUGGUUGGUAAAAGUAGAUUAAAAUUGAAUUUGUAUGUGUGUAUAAUAGUGAGCUUAUGUAUAAUUCUGAAAUAGAAAAUAAUUGAUUUUGCAUAGUUCUUCAUGAGCUCUUUGAAAUAGAAAUUCUUCCAGACAUUAUGAAAACAAGCUUCCUUAGCUUACCAAGUGUUCAAAAGGAAAUUGUCUUAUACCUCUUUUUGGUUGGCUAGGGAAGGAGUGCUGUGAAGCCACUGUUCCUACUUCAUAGUUGUCUUUAGCUUUGCUUUGACUUCUGCCACAGUCUGGACAGGAUGCCAUAAUAGGUAUGGGAAGUGUCAGGGGCAGCCAUCUCUCCAUACUCACCUUUCAGAGCUGUAGAUGAUGAUGAGCUUUUAGGGGAGUCUAGAGAAUCUUCUAAGUGAUAGAGCAGACCUGGUUCAGUUUCAGAAAGUUGAGGGUGGAGUCCUAGUUAAAGAGAAUGAAUUUUUAUUUGUUGCCUGUAUACAGCCUCAUGUAAUUCUUCAUAUUUUUCAUAAUUAUGCAUUUUCAUUGUAAUAUGAUAUUUUUGUUAAUAACAGCAAAGGCAUUGAGUCAGUGAGUACUGUUCUUCCCUAUGCCUGAUGACUCCUUGUUUGUAUUUACAAUCUGUAUUAUCAGAAUCACUUUAAACCAAAGCUUUUAUAUUCCCUGCACACAUAGCCAAAAUGAUUAUCACUGUUACUUCUGCCCAUCUGUAAGCUAACAGUAAAAACAUGUUAAAGCAGGUACUUGUAGAAUUUGUAUCUCAACCUAUCCUUCAAGUAAAAAGACAGGUGCUCAGUGUUUGCAUUUAGACAUACAGAACUACAUAAACAUUACAAAUUUGAGCUUGUACAUGUGCCAAUUUUACUGUCAUUUGACCAUAGAUGCAUAUACAUAAACGUUGACAUAUGAUGCCUCAGGUUGGUGGCAUAGUUUCUUCCUAGUGUCUUAACAUUUAUGAACUUGCGUUUGACUUGAGAGGCAUUUUAGGAAAGCUGUGAAGAAAAAUAGGUUUUGGGCUGAUGUCUGCUCUGUGCCAUAGACAUUUUGGAACGUAGGGGAGAGCCUGCUCUCUAGUAUACAUGCAGAAUUUGUUCCCAGAUAAGGAUUUCUGAGUCCCCCUCAUGCCAGUUGAGAACGGUAAAGUUUGUGACUAUACUAAAAAGCACUUUUGUGUUCAUUUAUUUACAUAUUUUUAUAAUUAAAGAAACCCAACAUGUAACUAGUGGUGAUUUUAGCGUAAGCAUUACUUGGAGGGGAGAGGUAGGUCACAUUUUAAACUCUGUUAGCUACUUGGGCUCCAAAAUGGAUUUGACAUAUUCUCAUUUUUCCAAAGACUUUUUUCCACCUGGGAAAAGAAGAAUGACUAGUGGAAACAUUUGAGUUGGGAAGGCUUAUGGGCAAAGGAAAGUAGGCCAAACCCUUGCAGUACACCCUGUUCAAGUGCAAGUACAGUGUCUAUGGAUAAGAAUACUUCUUUAAAAACAAACGAUUGUUUGUAAUACAAUCUUAAUUAGUAAAUAAAAAGUUUACAUUUUUUCUAUUGGUUUUAAAAUUUGCUACCCUGCAUUCUGAAAUAUUAUAAGAGUUAAUACCAAAAAUACUUUUAAUGUCUGACAUCUCUUACAUUUCACAUGGUUCUUUUUAUUCAAAUAUCAUUGUAAAUAAAAGUAAACUUGGAUAAAUUUGAAAAUAAACUUGUAAUUGUUACAAACUAUGAUUAUCAAUUUGUAAAUUUACCCUUUGACCUAAUGUACAUUUUUUAAUGUAGCCAUUAAAUUGUCUGUAUUUAAUCUAUUAGUUUCUCUCUGUAAACGUUUUUAAUCUCAGUUGAAUGCUGGGCAGUUUAUAAUUAUGUACAAAGGUGUUUUUUUCAUAUCAAAAUUGACUUUUGCACAUUUUUGGAAAUGUUUAAUUUGUACACUGAUUUACUACUCUGACUAAUAAUUGUUGAUGGGUGUAUGAGUAUCAUGAAUGCGUGCAUUGAACUACUGUCUGUGUCUUUAUAUUUUAACUUCUUUCAAGAUGUAGCCAUCAGUAACUGCACUGCUAUUACUGACUUAAAUGGACCUUCUUGCUUUUACAAAGUAUACUUAUCUAUGGUUCUAUCUUUGUUGAAGAACUCAGGAGUUCAGCAUCACUUUCUGAUUUUAUAUGUAUUCUAAAAUCCACGACUAAGUUGAAAGUAUGCUUGUAACUCUGGGUAUCAGGGGAUGUGUGUGUGGAGAUGUCUUUGUCUGUAGGCACAUGUAUAUAUCCCAAUAAUUUCUUAUUUUCAUUUCAUUUCUACAUUUUUAUGAACUUGUUUUAUAAGGGUACUGUUUAGUUAGAAUAAUUAAAUAUAUAUAAAAGCUUUCUGAGAGAUUAUUUACUAUAUGAAUAUAUUUUCAGCUGGCUGAUCAAAAAUAUUUUUUUAAUUUUGUUUUUAACCAUUUGAAAUGUAUUUGUAUCUCCAGAAUUGGAUGCAAAUUUACUUAGAUAUCAACUAAAAUAUUCUUGCAAGGAAGGGCAUUGAAUUCUCUUUUGAGAAUUCUGUGAAAUGCGAAUUAAGAGGAAAAAUGGGUUUUAAAGCAGUAGCAAAAACAUACUGCCCAUUAAAAUGGCCUUUGAAUUCUCAAAGCUAUGAAAAAAUGUGAGAAACUAAAUUGUCUUGAAGAGAUGUCAAGAUUUUUUUAUAUCUCCAGUUGCUGUUGGCCUGUCCUGUUGUUUUGGAACAUUUCCUAUAUCCGACCCUAAAGAUUUCAACUUUUAGUUUUUCUCUUUCUGGGCAAAGUCAAACCGCAUUAUAAAACAGUACAUUGACAUAUUGUGAUCCUCUGUAAUUGACUAUAAAUUGGUUUAGGAAUAUUUGAACAUACAUUGUUGUGUCUUUAGACUGUACUGUGUAUUUUAAGUACUGGCAGAGAAAGAAUUGGAAAUUAAAUUUCCAAUCUGACAAUGUUAUUGUACUAAAGGAAAACCUUGUUUUUAAUAUGCGGUACCACAUAAAAAUUAUUUGUAUUAGGAAUAAAGUCCACUGUUGAAGUUGAAUGUCACUAAGUGUAUUAUGUUACAAGGAGCCGGUAUGAUUAGAAAAACCUACCAGAAGCCAGAUACAGUGUGGUAUGUGCCACAUUUCAUGCACAUUUUGACUUUGUGUUGUUCAUUCAAAAUUGUGCUUGUAAAAAUGUAUAAAAUUUCUGAGUUUUACAAUUUUUUGUACUUAUUUUUUCUUGUUGGUAAAUAGCUUUUUUUAAAAAAAAAUCUAAUGUGAAAGAAACCAUGUUUAUAUUUUGUUAGUGAUCAAUGACUUUGUUUAUAUGGAAAUUUGUAUAUUGUUGGCUCACAUCUUUGUUUAGAUUUAUCGUGCAUGAAGGCCUGCAAUAAUUAGCACAAUGAAAAUUGCUUUUUCUUACAUGUUAGUUCAUCUUUUUUGAAAGAUUGUGGUGCAAAGGCUUACUCUGAGUAACCUUCUGGACUUUGGAAUGAAUAUAAAUGAAUGGCACUUUGAGUGUUAAUAAAGCUGAUAUUUAUUUCCACUGUGA
Messenger RNA from Mustela erminea (ermine), 10881 nucleotides. It is a transcript of the gene MAP3K2, whose product is annotated as mitogen-activated protein kinase kinase kinase 2. Gene Ontology annotation, biological process: protein phosphorylation. Bases 149 to 2008 code for a protein of 619 amino acids. The transcript is spliced from 17 exons. The record is from RefSeq and is a predicted model, not a curated record. Lineage: Eukaryota; Metazoa; Chordata; Mammalia; Carnivora; Mustelidae. Gene Ontology annotation, molecular function: protein kinase activity; ATP binding; protein binding.